Lachancea nothofagi CBS 11611 is the source of this 1233-nucleotide messenger RNA. The record is from the annotation of a GenBank genome assembly. Lineage: Eukaryota; Fungi; Ascomycota; Saccharomycetes; Saccharomycetales; Saccharomycetaceae.
AUGUCCUUCCUGGAGCCUAUAGUCAAGCUUUCUAAUGCUGUCAAUAGCAUAAAUGAAAAGUAUAUGGCAUUGACCUAUCAAGAGCAGAGCGAUCUCACUAUCUUUGGAAGAUUACGGUAUUACAAUUGGACUUUCGAAGCAUGGGCUUUGGGAGCUGUGGCAUUGGUUUAUGCUACCUAUUUAUUUGGUACUAGAGUCAAUAAGAGUCGCGCUUCUCAAUUGUUUCAAGCCUUGGCUAAGGGAUUUGAGGACCUUGCCUUUGCUAAGAUUGGAUUUUCCACUAACACCGCGAAAAACGAGCUGUUCGUUGCUGAGAAUAACAAUACCUGGUUCACGAGCUUUGUCACUGGUCGUGCUUGUAUUGAGAGCAUUACAGUUCGGGCGCACUUGCUUGCACGUUUCAACCCAAUGUCAAUUUUGAUGGAAAAAGUGCUGGGCUUGUUUUUCUCUAGCCUCGUUGCCGACGCCUUAGACGAAUUUGUCGAGGUCACCAUUGUGCCCAACGGCGUAUACGUGACAAGCUCUGCAGCCGAUUUGCCAAAGGAAACUAACGCAUCCGCCAAUGUGGUCUCGAAGUUCAAAUUUAUCUCUUCUAUUGUGAACAAAGGUGAUAUGACUAAAGCCCGCGAAGAUAACUAUUUUCUGUCUCUAACCCAUACUUCUGAGAGCGAAAAACUACCAUUUGAGUACGUCUUCAUGUCUGAAAGUAAUCAAUUGAGCUCCAUUUUCGAGCACUACGGUGGCCCUGAGUUCAAGCAAUUGUUAAGCCGGUGCGCUCACUUCCUAUCCUAUGUUGCCUUUACCGACUUGCCUGAAGAAAAGCCAGUUACCGACAAAUUGUGGGAACGCAGCCAACAACCUAGAUGUAUUAUUAAGACUAAAAUGGUCACGGGUUCGGUCGACCUUGCAAGUUUGAAUGAACUCAUCAAGGCCGUUGUAAACAUUUUUGAUUCCGCCUCCCAAGAGUACGCUCAGAAUCCAGCUAAAGCCUUUGUUACCAACGAUAUGCUAAGAAAGUCUGCAAACUUGCGUUCUCAAGAACUUGCCAAAAUCGCGAAAGUUAUGAAGCAAGCCGAAAGAGACUUGCUGCAAGAGAAAAAGCAAGACCAAGAAAGAGAAAAAAGACGCGAUUUGAGAAGUAAGAUGAGUGGAGAAGAGCAGGAUAGGUUGGAACAAAAAAUGCGUGAAAAAAGAGAAAGACGCCAGCGUAACAGACAAAAGGUUCGCAUGUAA